AUGCACAGCAAAAGUCACUCCAAAUCGUGCGUCAAACACCAAGGUGCAAAUUGCCGCUUUGGAUUCCCCAAACAACCGUGCGAUGAAACAAUGAUCGUCAGACCUGCGCCCGUCGACGACGACAAUCGAGAUCAACGCAAUGAAGAUCGGUUGGCGUCGAAUGCCAAGCUUGUUCCCGUGCUAAAUCUGCUGAAUGAGCCUGAAACGGCAUCCCUGACUUUGCCUCAGCUACUGGCUAAAUGUAAGCUCACCGGUGACGAGUACAUGAACUGUUUGCGCAUGACGGCCUCGUCGAGUUCUGUCGUGCUUAAGCGAGAACCGAAAGACUGCUGGGUCAACAACUACAACCGCCAUUUGCUUCUUACCUGGGAUGGAAACCUGGACAUCCAAUACAUCCUGAAUGCCUACUCUUGCAUCGCAUACAUCUGCAGCUACAUCAGCAAGGCUGAACACGGUCUGAGCCAAUACCUGAAAUCGGUCAUUGAAAACUCCCGCUGCGCAAAUGUCAACGAGAACGUGGAGGAAAAUGUCCCGGACUACAACGUCAGGUCCAAAACAACGCAAAUGUCCAUCGUGACAGAGCCUGCUGCCAUCGAUCCCGCGGUGUUACGCGACAUGUAUCGUAACCUGAACCAAAAGCAAGCGUCCGUCUUCUACAAGGUCAGAGAUUGGUGCAUAAAACGUGUGUGUAGCUCAAAGCCCAUUGAGCAGUUCUUCUACCACAUCAACGGUGGCGCCGGGACCGGCAAAUCUCAUCUCAUCAAGUGUAUCCACGCUGAGGCUACCAAAAUACUGCAGAGACUACCACGACUGGCUGAGGAGGCCGACAUUUCCAAGCAAACGGUUGUUCUCGCAGCUUUCACUGGCACGGCUGCGUUCAACAUUUCCGGGGCAACGUUGCAUUGUCUACUCAAACUGCCGAGAAGUCUCAAACCCCCGUACCACGGGCUGGGCAAUAAACUGGACGAAGUCAGAGCCGAGCUGUCCAUCGCCGAAAUACUCAUCAUCGAUGAGAUUUCCAUGGUGUCGAAAGACCUCUUCGCCUACGUGAAUGCCAGGUUGAAACAAAUCAAAGGAAUUAAUUUACCUUUCGGUGGCAUGUCUGUUCUUGCUGUUGGAGAUUUCUUUCAGCUCCCUCCCGUGAGACAGUCCAAACCUCUGUGCGUGUACGAUCCUACGCGGCCGGACCACUGGCGUGACGACUUCAAAAAGAUCACGCUCACCGCCAUCAUGAGGCAGAAAGACGAUGUCGCCUUUGCCGAACUGCUGAACCGACUUCGCGUCAAAGAAAAGUCAGAUGAACUGUCGGAAAUGGACAGAGCUCUCCUUGCCACGAGGACAUUGUGCAGAUUGACGCGGAUGACUACAAGAAAGACAAAGGAACUGGCAGAAUGGCAAGGCAAGCUUCCCCUGUGCAAGGCGCUAAGAAUGAGCUCCCGGACUCAAUCAAAGUUGCCUUGGGUGCUCGUGUUAUGAUCACACGGAACGUUGAUGUUCAAUCAGGUCUGUGCAACGGGAUGUUUGCAAAAGCUGUCAAAUUGGUGAACUAUCCAAAUGAAGCCCGUGUCCAGAAACUUGGCUUGGAACUCGAUCAUGUGAGUAACACAGCGCGUGCUGCUAACCCCGUGUACAUUGACAGACUGGAGGAGAAGCUGAACAAGGCUGGAGUGACGCGCCGACAGUUUCCCAUCAAGCUUGCUUUUGCCUGCACGAUCCACAAGGUACAAGGCAUGACAACGUCACAGGCUGCAGUUUCGCUGAAAGGUGUUUUCGAACACGGCAUGGGGUACGUAGCUCUGAGUAGAGUGACUUCGCUCAGUGGUCUGCAUAUUCUGCAUAUGGAUGAGAGAAGGCUUCAUGCAAAUCCACAAAUCACUGCUGCUCUUGCUGAGAUGGCAGAGUAUUCUUUGGAGAGCGUCAUGCCCCUCCUUCACGUGAUGCCGUCGGUAGAUCGGGCAAAUCACCUGGUUGUCGUCCAUCAUAACACCGAAGGGCUGUCUUGUCACGUGCAAGAUAUCGUGUCUCAUCACGAACUGCUUUUCGCUGAUGUUUUGUGCUUCACAGAGACACACCUCCAAGGAUCAGUGGCCGAUGGACGUGCUUGCUUGGAAGGCUACAUGAUGUUUUGCAGGAACCGAAGUGAUUCUUACACAAACUGUCCUGACUUGGCUACAAAACGUGGUGGCGGCGUAGGUAUUUGUGUCAAAAGUCACAUCGUGGCCCAGGAAAAGAAAUACGUUCAGGGUGUGACCGACAUUGAAUUUGUUGUGGUGAUGUUGGGAUCACCGGUGUUUGAGUGAUGUUCCAGUUAUUUAUUUUCUUUCUGUGUGUUCGCAAUUGUCAUGGUUUUUAACUCGGCUGUAUGUAUUUGUUUGUUCACGCUGAUUUCUCCGACUGCCCGAAAUUUUCCAUAUUCUCAGUUUAUGUGUAUAUCUGUCAUCUCAGGGACACGAAGAAAGAAUCCGAUCUGGCGAAAGCCCGUGCGGCUCUGGACUCAGAGGCCACAGAGCGUGAACGUCUGCAGGUGAAGUUGUCCAAGCUGAAGAUUGAUUUUGACGAGCUGGAAGCAAGGUGAGGCCCGCCCGGCCAUUUUAUCAAAAAUAUGCCAACAACAAAAUGGAUAGUGGAUAUUAGUGCUGACACAAUUGCUUUGCUGCUGGGGCCACACCCCAAGGAAAAUCCUCCUCGUGACUAAUUGCAGCUCAAUUGGACUUUCAGUUAACCAUCCCAUAUGUGGGACUCACGAUGGGAUCACCGGUGUUUGAGUGAUGUUCCAGUUAUUUAUUUUCUUUCUGUGUGUUCGCAAUUGUCAUGGUGAUAAUACUAGCCAACUUACAUUGGCUCCCGGUCCAUUUUAGAUGUGACUUCAAGGUUCUUCUACUAACCUAUAAAUCGCUGCAUGGCUUAGCGCCUUCAUAUCUCGUCGACCUAGUUGUUCCUUAUGUUCCGUCUCGUAACCUUCGUUCGCAAAACGCUACCCUUUUAGCGACACCGAGGGCCAAGAAAAUGUCUGCAGGCUCUAGAGCAUUUUCUAUUCGGGCUCCAGAGCUUUGGAAUGCCCUACCAAUGGAUAUUAGGACUGCUACCUCAGUAGAAACAUUUAAGACACGUUUAAAGACACAUUUCUAUGACAUGGCCUUUAACUAACCUGUAGUGGCCGAUUCGGCUGGAGUUUGUUUUCUCUCCCUCUCCACCCCCUCCCUCCCUCCCUCCCUCCCCGGCCGGGGAGGUGGUUAGGUGGCACCCAUGCUGACAGCGGCUAUCUGGAUUCUCGUGGGCCAAUUCAGGAUGGGGGAACUGCAGCUCAACCUCCUCGAAGACACUGCCAGGACAAUUGAGGGCUCCUUCGGCAGCCCUCUGCUAUGACAUGGACAUCCACUUUUUAUUUAAUUGAUUUUCAUGUUGUAUCAUUUGUGCCCUCUCUGCAUCCAUUUCAACCUGGUGAUCCUGAAAGGGGGAUCCUUCCAUCUGUGGUCCCUUCUCAAGGUUUCUCAUUUUCCCCUGGUAGGGGUUUUUAAGUUUUUCCUUGCCCUUUUGGGAGCUUAAGAUCAGGGGAUGCUUUGAGAAUAAUUGUCAAUUUCUGUCUAUGUGAAGCCCUUUGAGACUGCUUGUGAUUUAGGGCUAUACAAAUAAACUUGACUUGACUUGUGUUGGAAUAAUUUAAGUAAAGCCUUGUACUUAUUACGAGUUUAUGGCUUUCCUUUCAUCUAGGUUCUUUCUCUUGAGUGACUUUUGAUCUCUGUCAGCCAUAUGUGUCCUUCCUGUCCUUAUGUUAUCUGUGUGUUUUUGUUCCUGUAAGAGGUAAACACAGUUUGAAGUGGUUGCGUACAAGUUAUCCCAUAUUUACUCAAGUCUUGUUCAAGGGUUUCGGACAAGUCACUCAUUGUUAUUGCGUGUUAAUUUACUAAGUAGAUAAAGUCUAGCCAAGGUUUAGUUGCAUUGUUCCACAGGAGUUAUCUGAUCUUGCUCGCGGACGACUCGGCCAUGACAACUGUAGAAGAACAGAUGGACAAACUCUGCGGGGGUCACGGGCCGACAAUGAAGUGCUAAUUCACACCACACUACAUUCCUUAGCUAAUCAGCGUUGCUACAGACACAAUCUUCCCUCCCUUUAGUGUAGCAACGCCUUUGUAACCAGGGCAACCAAAACAUUAAAUAGAGGAGCACGUGGAGGGAGAACUCAGAAUUGAUGGAGAUUGUAACCGAGUUUCCUCUCUCUAUCGUUCUCCUCGCGAGAAAAGGCUUAAUAUUCUGUCUCACUUGUGGUUUGUUUGCUGUUGCUCUUCUCUUAAUAGUUAUUCAGUCAUUGAAAUAAACCUGACAGAAAUUGGGGGCUCGUUCCGGGAUCUCAACACGCCCUGAACGGUUCCAGCGGGCUCUUUGACACAGGCGAAAAUCCUCGGCCGAGGUAAACAAAAGCCCUUUGACGGGACUGUCUCGAUCAGUCCGGCUGGACACCGGGAGGGUUGACGAGAUCUUCCGAGGAAGAGAAUCAGCAGACCGUGAGUAGGAAUAUUAAUUCUACUAAAUAGAAACAGUUAAAUUCCGCAGGGGCGGAUGUGGAGCCCCCUAGCUUUCAAGCUAGUUAAAUUCUGCAGCAGGAGGGGCGGACUCCUCUGUUAUUAAAAAAAACAAAACAAAAAAACCUUGAGAAUUCUAGACCCUAUCAAGUACCACUAGAAACAGUUAAAUUCUGCAGGGGCGGAUGUGGAGCCCCCUAACGUUUUAUGUUAGUUAAAUUCCGCAGCAGGAGGGGCAGACUCCUCUGUUCUUAAAAAAAAAAAACGCGCGUGGUAUGCUUGUGUACGGUUUGACUGAGAGUGAUCUCAUUUGAGCGCUCCUCUAUAUAAACACACAGGAUUGUAAACGGUGGCUUUGUGUAGGUGCAAAGGCAUCAACUCUUUCGGGGGAGGUGAAAGGAGACUUACCACACAUUGGAUUUUAACCACUGUCCUGUGAAUAAAGUUGGUUUUAGGACACUGUAGGUGCCGUUCAAUUUACCAACUCCAAAAUUUAGAAAAAUAAACCAUGGCAAACUUAAAUAGUAAGCGAAAGUCCCUACCCCGACAUGAACUAAAAUGCAAGGAUUGGAAAUUAAUGGAAUGGGUCGACCCAGAAAAUGUAAAAUAUCUUGACAAAUGGAUAACCAAAGAAUAAAAAAUCCAAAGAGAGCUUGUUGUUGCAUAGGCAGGAAGAUGAUGAAACGACAUCAGCGCGGCCUCGCUUGAGGGCCGUAGCUGAGGGUGUGAUAAAUGAAGAUGAAAAGGAUGAUCAAAUUACAAAGAAAGGCGUUGUGGGACGCCAAAGCGAACCAUCCUUUCCGACUUUGUACCCCAAAUUGUCAAGCGCAGGUGAUCCUCCAAAAUAUAGUGAUUCUGCUCAUGCCAUGGUGACGCGGAGCCGCGUGAAGUCAGAAGCUCCCUCUCCCUCAGCCCCCGCGGCAAGCUGCGGCCCAGGCUACACGGGAGCGGAAGUAAUUGAUGCUUACCCAAUGAUUCAAGUAGCAAAUCCUCGCUGGGAUUCCAAGUGAACUUUAGUGGACAGGUCCCUCUGACGUAGGUUUGGUGAAAGGAGCACUUCCUGUUGUUAUUAGACCUAAAAAAUGAAUACCGCCCUUGUGUGAGACAGUACCCAUUGAAACCCGAUGCCUUGCAGGGUAUUGCACCUGUUAUUUCAGAUUUAUUAAGGGCAGGUGUCAUCAUUCCUUGCCCUGAUUCUCCUUGCAAUACUCCAAUUUUCCCUGUGAAAAAGGCACUACCUUCUGUCGGGUGGAGAUUGGUGCAAGAUUUGCAAGCAGUGAACAAUGCUGUCAUUCAAAGAGCACCUUGUGUCCCUGACCCGCAUACCCUGUUGAAUUUGUUAACACCUGAUGCGAAGAUAUUUUCAGUAAUUGACAUUAGCAAUGCCUUUUUCUCUGUCCCUAUUGCUGAAGAAAGUCAGUUUUGGUUUGCUUUCACAUAUGCUGGGUUGAGGUACACCUUUACCUGAUUGCCUCAGGGGUACUGUGAAAGCCCUACAAUUUAAUGUGUGAUGGCAGCCAGCAUGGCAAAAUUUGUCCCACCAAUGGGGAGUCAGAUUUUGCUCUAUGUUGAUGACAUUUUGGUGGCGUCCCCUGAUUAUGCCUCUUGUCAGACAGACACGCUUGCAGUGCUGCAUCACUUGGCAAAAGAAGGCCACAAAGUCAGCAAAAAUAAACUCCAGUUGUGGUCCACUGAAAUUAAAUAUUUAGGCCACAAUCUGAGUUCCCAAGGUCGGACUAUAGUUGAAAGUAGGAAGACCUCUAUUUUGCUAGCUCCUAAACCACUCACAAAGAAACAAAUGAUGUCUUUUUUGGGGCUCACAGGUUAUUGUAGAAGCUGCAUACCUGACUAUGCACAAAUUGUUGCUCCUCUGUCCAAAUUGAUGUACGAAGAGAACAUCUCAAUGUCCACUCAAUUAAAAUGGACUCCCGAAGCUGAGGAUGCUUUUGUGCUAAUCAAGCAGGCUCUGGUCUCCAGCUCCACUCUGGCCCUACCUAACUAUGAUAAAGCGUUUGUCCAAACUGUUGAUUGCAAAGGUCAUUAUAUGACCUCUGUUUUGCUUCAAUCGCAUGGCUCAAAGUUUCGACCUGUUGCCUUUUAUUCUUCGAAAUUGGAUAGUGUUGCUUGUGCUCUACCGCCAUGUGUGAGGGCCGUGGUGGCGGCCUCCAUGGCUGUGGAAAGCAGUGCUAGUGUUGUGUUAUUUCAUCCUUUGACUCUGAAGGUUCCCCAUGCGGUCUCGGGUCAAUUUAAAAAAGGGAAAAGAAAAAGGGAAAGUGGCCGCCAUCUUUUUUGCAAAUGAUGAUUCAUCUGAGGUGUUUUAUCAAAACAGAACCUUCGAACCACGCCAGAGAGGGCGCGGUCGUGAGAAUUUCCGUCGCGACAUACCUGCUGAUGUGCUAGAAGGAGGAAAGACUUUCUGGGUGAGAGCGGCAAAUGGUGUGACAACCCCAGUACCCCAGGCUCGUCCAGUCUGGAUACGGGACCCAGAAGGGGAAAGUUGUUGCAUUCCCAUUUUGCUGAUGCCCAAUUGCCCUGUUAAUUUGUUAGGAAGAGAUGCUCUCACUGCACUUAGUCUUUCCCUUGUGCCCAUUAAUGACAAAAUCGUUGUCAAAAGGCGACAUCAAUUACAGAUUUUUGGACAGUUUCAUUGCUACUAUUUCUAUUCAUUGGAUUUGACUGAUGCAGAAGUUGUGCAGUUUGGAACCCCUCUUUUAGCCCAGGCAGGCACCCUGUUGCGCUGCCCUGAACAGGCGAUGGACCCAACCAACCUGCACGUAACCAUGUGGCAUAAAAACACGCCUGGUCCUGAUCACAACUACGAGAACAUGCUUGAGGCUGUUACGCCUGCCUCCUUGAAGACAUCUUUCCUCCUGCAUGAUGGUGAAAGCCGUGCCUGUGUUGUCAUAGGGCCGGCUCCCUCUGAGGUGCAGAAAUUGCACAUGUCUCCCACUCCGCUCCACAUCUCAUUGUUUCGGCCUUUUACGGCCACAUGGCAGAGUUUGGGAUUUGUGGCCAGAGAUGCACUGGCGGCUUCUGAUUGGACUCAAGUUGGGCCUGACUCCUUUUAUAGUCCUUCUACUAAGUUUUUUAAACAAAACAUGAACCAGGUCCUGUCAUUUGUUAGUGGAGUUCACGUUGACUCCUGUUCUGAGAAAGCAUCCUCAUUUUGACAUUUUGUGCUGUCAUCAUAUGACGAGCAAAAAGGUGUUCUUAGUGCUUCUAUGUGCUCUUAUAUGUUGUGCCUCAUCCUUUUGUGCUGGUGUGUGUGUGCGCGUGUGCGCGCAGAGGAUCCUCAUGAAUGGGUGUGUGUAUGGGUGCGAGUGAGAUGUGUGUUCUAUGGAAGAAAUCAGUAAUGGAGAAUGUUCUGGAGGCUGUUGAGCAAUAAUAGGGAAAUUGAGAAGUGGACGAUGAUGUGUUUAAGUUUGUUGGAGAAACUAAGAUGAGCAGUGUGUGGCAGUAGAGAAAAUAAGACGUGUGUGGCAGACAGUGACUAGAAUGGUGGCUUGAUAGGACGAGAAUGAGACAGCAAAUGUUGUGUAGAAGACUGAAAGAUGUUGAAGGUGAACAUGAUAGGGGAGGGCAACAGCAGAGUUGGCCUGCCCUUUGAGAAGGUGAAACUGAUAAGCGUGCCUGCGCUCACGCGUUGUCGUGGGGCUGUCCGCGUGGGCCUUUGCUAUGCUCGUGUGGGCGGUGGGCCGGCAUCAUGGUUGUUGCAGGAAAUGGCCAGCCUGUGACCAAUCAACAUUGAUGCUGCCCCCCCCCCCUGCAGGCGAAGCAGGGACAGUGUGAUUUUCUCAGAGAGUGAUGCCUAAGGAAGAUGUGACAAUAUUUGCAUGAAGGAUAAAAGGCACUGAUGAGAAAACAAAAGUAUAACCAAAACGUCAAAACAGAGGAUGACGUUUGCGCAGCGUUGUUUGUUUGUAUUGUUUGUGAGCUGUGUCUCUGCUGUACGUUUUUGUGUUCUCUGUGUGCUGUCAGUGUUAUGUGUUAAAAUUGGCUAAUGUAGGUGCACAAAAGAAUUUGCUAGAUUGUAGUCCAUAUGAUUUGCACCGCAAAACAAAAGCAAUUUUGUGAAAAUGUGAAAAUGUGAAAAUAAGAAGAAAGGAAAGGCAAGCAAUUUUUUGUGGGCAGGAACUGGUCCACACUGCAUUAAUGCCUAUCCCUGAUGAAACCAAAUUUGAGAGAUGGAAAGAACUUGCUUUCUGGAAUUGGAUGAAGCAAAAUUAUUAAAUAACUUUACAAAGCUAAAUUUAGAAGAAAUAGUCGAUUGGUUGUGUCAAGACUACACAAGUUUUUACAUUUGGGAAUAAGAGAGUGAUUGAGUUAGUUAAAGUUGAGAAACAACAACAAUUGUCUAUUAUAUUACUUUACUGGCGGUUAUUUUGUUAGUUUUUAUCUUUAUCUUGAUUGGUUUGACACCUGGGGGGGAGGAAAGAUUAGGAUGUGGAGCACGGGUUGAGACAACCAGUUACACACGCAAAGCAUGUGUGCACUGGGACACUGAGAAGCAUUUUGAAAGGUGUGUCGAAAUUAAAUGAAGAUGAAAUCAUAUGUAGUAAUACAUCGCUUUACUACAUAUGGAUUCUCUAAACCGUACAAUUGAGUAAAAUAAAACAUACUUUUUGACUUUUGUUCAAAUUACUAAAAUUCUUGUGAUAAACGAUGAGAAACUGAUUGAAAAGAAACUACAAGAAACUACAACUAAGCUAGUUGUGGAAGCAGUCCAAUUGCCACGACAAAUAGCUAUGUCCACGUGUGCAGGGCACGCACGAGACUGAUAAGGUGUCAAGAGGUAACAAGCUUGCGGACGGAACCGCAUAGCUGCAGUGCAAAAGACGCUUCAAAUUUUAUACACACAAGAAGCGGAUUGAAUUACUGAAACAUUUUUAAAGAUGUGCAGCGACAAAGUCCAUAGAUUGAAAUUCAAUCAUGGACAAAGAGAGGGGCAAGAGUAGAGAAUGGCAUCUAUAAAUGACCAGAAGACUGACCUAUCCUCCAAAAAAACCUAUACAAGCGGGCAGCAAUGUUGAGCCAUGGUUGUGUGUCGCAUGGCUCAAGAGGAGGGAUAAUGGGGCAGUUCAGUCAGCUUUAUACAUCAUGUGAAUUUGAUUCAUAUUCAAAACAGUUAAACAGUUAUAAAAAAUUUUUUUUGAAGAGCUUGUUUAACAUGUGCUUAACGCAAUCCACAGGGUUAUAAUGCCUGGUCAUAAUAGAUGCAUUCUCAAAAUUGAUUGAAUUGGCUUCAAAAUAAACACUGAAUGCCUUAACAGUGGCAAAAACGUUAUGUAAAGAAAUAAUAGUUUGUCAACAACUGCUGUAGAUGUUAAAGAAUGGAAUCAAUAUCUCGAAAAUGAAUGUGGAUAGUUUGUUUACUGAUUGUGAAAUGUGCGACAGAGUGUUCUAUAUAAUAUCCGUUGAAUGGAAGAAAAAGAAAAGAAACCAUUGCUUUUAGAGAAUGUAGUCAACAAAAAUUGUAUAUGUACCGACGUGCCAAGAUCUGGGAAAAAGCUGGAAAAAACAUAAUGUCUUUAAAUUUGAGAGGCGACGAUGAUCUGACUGAAAUUGAUGCAAUUAGAGUCCCCAGAAGAGUUCCUGAUUAAUAAGCAUUAAUUGACCAAAUUGAAGCGGGAUGGGAGUCCUCCAUUUGCUACUGGUGGACGAUGAACAAGAACGUUGACAGGAUAAAUUACAUCCAUUGCAACAUGCAGAAAUUGGGCAAACGGACACAAGUGGGACUUGAGGCAGUGCACGAACAGCUAGCCAUGCCUUCCCUAAUGUCAAUCCAGAACCGCAAUGCUCUUGUUAUGUUGUUGUCUGGGAAAGGAAGGAUCUGCGCAAUGUUCAGGGAACAAUGCUGCACCUUCAUCCAGAAUGACACCGCCCCUGAUGGGAGCCUGACGAAGAUGAUUGCAAAUUUGCAAUCCCUCAACACGAGGAUGAAAGAGCACAACAAGUGGAUGACUGCUUUUGGGAAGUAUAAAGCCCUUGUGUCCUCAAUCACUGCUAUACUCACCUUGUGUGGAUGUUGUUGUAUUCCAUGUCUCCGUGCUCUGUUUAAUCGUCUUAUCACUACAGCAAUCUCGCCCAUGGACGACGAGGUGGCCCGGGUAUGCCUAAUGUCUGAACAGCAGCAUGUUGAUGAUAACGAUGAUGAUGAUGCAGUUUUUGCACUUGAGUUUACAGACUUUUUCCCAGAUCUGUGUGUUUCCAAAUGAUAAUAUCACAACAUUUGUCCUUUUUUGGUGUAAACUUAUUUGUGCCAUACUUGUGAUCCGACAACCGAAAAUCGAGAGAAGUGGUUGUUUUUGGUGAUGUAAAUAUUGAGCAAAUAUGUGAUAAACAGGAGGGAAAUGUUGGAAUAGUUUAAGUAAAGCCUUGUCAUUUAUGAGUUUAUGGCUUUCCUUUCAUCUAGGUUCUUUCUCUUGAGUGACUUUUGAUCUCUGUCAGCCAUAUGUGUCCUUCCUGUCCUUAUGUUAUCUGUGUGUUUUUGUUCCUGUAAGAGGUAAACACAGUUUGAAGUGGUUGCGUACAAGUUAUCCCAUAUUUACUCAAGUCUUGUUCAAGGGUUUCGGACAAGUCACUCAUUGUUAUUGCGUGUUAAUUUACUAAGUAGAUAAAGUCUAGCCAAGGUUUAGUUGCAUUGUUCCACAGGAGUUAUCUGAUCUUGCUCGCGGACGACUCGGCCAUGACAACUGUAGAAGAACAGAUGGACAAACUCUGCGGGGGUCACGGGCCAACAAUGAAGUGCUAAUUCACACCACACUACAUUCCUUAGCUAAUCAGCGUUGCUACAGACACAAUCUUCCCUUCCUUUAGUGUAGCAACGCCUUUGUAACCAGGGCAACCAAAACAUUAAAUAGAGGAGCACGUGGAGGGAGAACUCAGAAUUGAUGGAGAUUGUAACCGAGUUUCCUCUCUCUAUCGUUCUCCUCACGAGAAAAGGCUUAAUAUUCUGUCUCACUUGUGGUUUGUUUGCUGUUGCUCUUCUCUUAAUAGUUAUUCAGUCAUUGAAAUAAACCUGACAACUUGAUUGUUCUGGUGUUUUUUUAACUCGGCUGUAUGUAUUUGUUUGUUCACGCUGAUUUGUCCGACUGCCCGAAAUUUUCCAUAUUCUCAGUUUAUGUGUAUAUCUGUCAUCACAGGGACACGAAGAAAGAAUCCGAUCUGGCGAAAGCCCGUGCGGCUCUGGACUCAGAGGCCACAGAGCGUGAACGUCUGCAGGUGAAGUUGUCCAAGCUGAAGAUUGAUUUUGACGAGCUGGAAGCAAGGAAGUCGCAUCACAUUCAAAUCCUUAAAGAUGAGCUGGAGUUUGAAAAGAAGCUGCAUUCCGCGGACUUGCGCAUGGUCCAAAGCCAGCACGAGUCUCGCAUGGUGUUGGAAGCCGGCCAAAAAGUGAAAGAUCUGGAGGAGGCUCUGUCUACAGAGAGGGAGCGGACCCAGAACAAGGAGGAGAGGUCUUUUUACAGCUUUAGAACAUACCACAACGUUUGCUCUCAUAGCAAUUAAUGUCUCCACGUUUGUCCCCAGGGUACGCCAAACCAUGUCGGCCAGCAAAAAGAGGAAACGUCCGAAGGACAGCGAGGGUUUGAGCUCGGGCGGAUGCAAUGUGCCUCGUCCUAAAAUCGCCCAGCAGGUCACUGUGGAUGAGCAGCAGGUCACUGUGGAUGAGCAGCAGGUCACUCUGGAUGAAGUGGACUCGUACGGCAAAUAUGUCAGACUCCGCAAUACAGUUGAUGAGGAUCAGAAUUUGGGGAACUGGCAGGUGAAGCUCCAGAUUGGAUCUUCUGCUCCCAUCGUAUUCAAGUUUGCCGCAGAAUUCAUCCUGAAGGCCCACGAGAGUGUCACGAUCUGGGCGGCUGACGCUGGCCGAAACCACAAUCCUCCCUCUGAUCUAGUCUGGGAGACACAGUCCAACUGGGGACCCGUAGGCCAGGUCCACUUUACCUUGAUCAACGCCAACGGAGAGGAAAUAAGGAUGAGCAAAGCCACUGGCGCACGUUUGGAAGAUGAUGAUGGAAAUUCCACUUCCACCGUGGGAUAGAGGAAAUGGAAUUUCGGUUUCUUGUGUGUCUUGACAUAUGAAGGGAUUGACAAUAAAGCAGACUUUGACUUUUGACAUGGUCACAUUAUAAAAAUAUUGUAUAACAAUACAAUUAAAUGGGCUUUUUUUUAAUAAAAUCUGCUCCGACCUGUACUGAAAUUUAAUUGAAAUAAUUGAAAUAAAGUUGUUGUUCUUUAAAAAUGA
This is a messenger RNA of Syngnathus typhle (broad-nosed pipefish), 12765 nucleotides long. RefSeq lists its product as uncharacterized. Gene Ontology annotation, molecular function: DNA helicase activity. Lineage: Eukaryota; Metazoa; Chordata; Actinopteri; Syngnathiformes; Syngnathidae. The coding region runs from base 1 to 1476 and encodes 491 amino acids. The transcript is spliced from 7 exons. The record is from RefSeq and is a predicted model, not a curated record. Gene Ontology annotation, biological process: DNA repair; telomere maintenance.